CGCCAGGUCCACCAGUCAUCACGGAGGUCACCUCAGAUUCUGGAUCAGCUGAGGUCACUUGGACACCUCCUGAAGAAGCAAAUGGUGUAAUUUCAGAGUAUGAGAUCAAUUUUAAGAACGAUAAGAAACCUAAAACAGAAGGAGCGGAUGGAAUGAUGACUUCGGUUACGGUUACUGACUUAGAAGAAUGUGAGGAUUAUGUUAUUACUGUUAAAGCUAAAACUGAAUUAGACUGGGGAGACGAGUCAGACAGCUAUUAUACUACCAUCAAUGGUAUUGUUGCACCAAGUGAAGUGAAUUGUGAUCAGAAAGGUUAUACAGUCAAUGUUUGCUGGACACCUUCUCCUGCAAGUUGCUCUCCUAAACCCACCUACAUCAUCACCUGGGAGGGAGACAUGAAGUGGACAGACAAUAAUACACAUGUGGCUGGCAGCUUUUCCAUGGAAUGGGAGAAUAACAGUUCGUUAUGUCACCUGUUGGACACACUUGUGCCAUAUACAGAAUACAUUGUUGAUGUCAGUGUGCCAGGCACCAACCCCAGCACCAACCAGCGGUGCUCCUCGUCGAUACUCGUACCAGACGCUGCUCCUGGACCUCCUGUUUUGAAGGAUCUACUAGUUAAUCACACAUCAUUGUUGGUCAGUUGGGAUCAUCCCAGGAUCGAGAAUGGCUUCAUUGGUCACUACCAAGUGUUCUGGAGGGACACAAGCAGGACACCCUGA
Messenger RNA from Cherax quadricarinatus, 722 nucleotides. The record is from RefSeq and is a predicted model, not a curated record. NCBI's taxonomy places the organism in Eukaryota, Metazoa, Arthropoda, Malacostraca, Decapoda, Parastacidae.